Messenger RNA from Leptosia nina, 1326 nucleotides. NCBI's taxonomy places the organism in Eukaryota, Metazoa, Arthropoda, Insecta, Lepidoptera, Pieridae. The record is from the annotation of a GenBank genome assembly.
AUGUGCUAUAAAUUUCUUACUCUGAGUAAAAGGCUCCUACAUAACCUGUCACUACCGAUAUAUUGUAUGAGUCAAAAGGUAGAAAAACCAGUAUUAUCGGGUCAACGGAUCAAGACCAGAAAAAGAGAUGAGAAAGAGAAGUAUGACCCCAACGGGUUCCGCGACGCUCUGGUUCAAGGGCUGGAGCGCGCGGGCGGAGAUCUGGAGGCGGCCUAUAAGUUCCUAGACGCGGCUGGAUCGAAGCUCGACUAUCGCCGAUAUGGCGAGGUCAUUUUCGACGUUCUUAUCGCCGGGGGGUUAUUGCUCCCCGGUGGGUCAGUGUCGAUGGACGGGGAGACACCGAAGACGAACACCUGCAUCUUCAACGCUAGUGAGGAUAUGGAAACAAUGCACAACUUUGAACAGGUAUUCGUGAAACUCAUGAGACGUUAUAAAUAUCUGGAAAAAAUGUUUGAAGAGGAAAUGAAAAAGGUGCUGGUGUACAUUAAAGGUUUCGAGCCCCUACAGCGCGUGAAGCUGGCAAGAAUGACUGCGCUUUGGAUAUGUAACGGAUGUGUGCCGCCUUCGGUGCUUCUGGUUUUGGUCAAUGAACAUCUCCUAAAAGAGAAUGUAGCGCUAGAAUUUGUUCUGGAGGUUUUCGCGACGGUGAAAAAUGAACGUGGAGUCGCCUCUCUUGUCACUGCGCUAAAGAAAGGGCAGCUCGAGGGCAGGUUGCUGGAGUUCCUGCCGCUCAACCGCCGCAGCGAGGAGUCUCUAGCGGCGAUGUUCGGGGCCCGCGGUCUCGGAGAAGUGGUUAGGCUCCACCGCGCCCAGGCGUCGCAAGAGGCGAGACGCGAGCUCACUCGGGUGCUCGACGAGGAACUGAACGACGAGCGUCCGGUCCGAGACAUCAUCCCAGACCUGCGCGAUAUGGCCCAGAAGAACAACAUACCCGACCACGAAGUGGUUGCGAUCAUAUGGCAGUGCGUGAUGGCUCGCGGCGAGUGGAACAAGAAGGAGGAGCUGCUGGCCGAGCAGGCGGCCAAACACCUUCGCCAGUACACUCCUCUCUUGGCUGCCUUCGCGCAUUCCGCAAAAGCGGAGAUCGCUUUACUCACUAAGGUUCAAGAAUACUGCUACGAGAACAUGAACUUCAUGCGAGCGUUCAGCAAGCUCGUUGUGAUGCUGUAUAAGAGCGAAGUUGUCUCCGAAGAAGUGAUACUGCGUUGGUAUCGCGAUCCAAACUCUUCGAAGGGCAAGUUGAUGUUCCUCGAACAGAUGAAGAAGUUUGUUGAGUGGCUGCAAAGCGCCGAAGAGGAAUCUGAGAGCGGAGAAGAGGAAGAUUAA